AUGAAUGUCCCCAUUAACCCUAAUGAGAUUCUGGAGGUCACUCCUUUACAGAUGGUGACUCCAUACGAUCUUGUGGCAAAAAGGCCCAGGACUUCGCAUGCACGAAGAACCAAAGAAACAACAAGGAGACCUAAAAAGCCCAAUUCUGAUCAGACUUCUCAAUCGUCUGUGCCUCCCUCUAAGGAAGAACUAACUAAAGAAGGCUCUAGGUAUGAUCACAACGCCAUUUCUAAAAUUGUUACCCAUAUCCUAAAUGAGAAUAAUGUUACAUCUAGGAUUUCUGUCCCUUUAAACUCUGUGCUUCCUGAGUCAAAUGACAUUGCGCAUGUUAGUGACAAUGCUGGCAACUAUGUCCAAGCAAAUAAUGAUAGGAAUGCAAAUGUUAAUGAAGAAAAUGAUGAUGUGAAUAUGGAUGUGCAUCUGGAUGACAAUAAAAGGAAUGAUGGUGUAAAAGAUACUGUUGGUAAGGACGAUGUUAUUGUUAAUAAUGAUCACACUGAGGUUCCUGGUGGUGCUGUGUACAAUGAAGAGGUACCUAGUAAUGUUUCUGCUGAUAAGUGUGUGAACCACACUAAAGAUGGUCAAACUGAAGAAAAAGAACCUGAGAAGACUCAGGCCAAUAAAGUAAUCAACCUUGAUGAUCUCUCUGAUGAUGACCGGGUUGCUUCUAUCAAUCCAAGCAUAGCCAAAAGGCUAACGAGAAGGAAAGGAAAGCAAGUUGUAGUUGAAGACUCUCAGAAGAAAAAGGUUGUGGUUAAGCCAACUUCUGUUGGACCUAAAAAACCAUGGAGCAAAGUGGUGCCUAAGAAGAGAAAGGCUAGAAUCAUUGCUGAGAAUGAGUCAGAUUCUGAUGUUGCUGUGGAUGUCAAUGACAUUCAUCCCAAUAAGAAAGUCUCUACUAGCAAGCUUGCUACUAGUGUCCCUAAAGUACCUAUUGAUAAUAUUUCCUUUCACUAUCCAUCCAGUGUACUCAGAUGGAAAUUUGUCUAUCAGAAAAGACUGGCCUUAGAGAGAGAGCUUGCUCAAAAUGCUCUUGAGUAUGAAGAGAUUAUGAAUCUUAUUCAUGAAGCUGGACUGAUGAAAACUGCGACUCAAUUCUCUAAGUAUUAUGAAGUCCUUGUGAAGGAGUUCAUUGUGAACUUACAUGAAGACUGUGGCAAUAAGAAAACUAAGGAGUAUUUGAAAGUUUUUGUUAGGGGAAAAUGUGUUAAUUUCUCCCCCACUGUGAUUAACAAAUUUCUGGAAAGAUCCAAUGAAGCUCGGCCAGAGCUGGAAGUAUCUGAUAAUCAAGUGUGCAAAGUAAUUACUGCUGGACAAGUGAAGACAUGGCCUGUCAAAGGGAAGCUGAAUGCUAGCAAACUAAGUGUGAAGUAUGCUAUACUUCACAGGAUUGGAGCUGCCUACUGGGUGCCAACUCAACACAAGUCUACAAUUUUUGUUAUCCUAGGUAAAUUCAUCUUUGCUAUUGGUACUAAGACCAAAGUUGAUUAUGGAACUUAUAUUUUUGAGCAAACUUUAAAGCAUGCUGGUAGCUAUAGUGUUAAAGGCCCCAUUUCCUUCCCUUCUCUUAUUUGUGGAAUCAUCUUAAAUCAAUUUCCUAAUAUUCUGAAUGACAAAGAUUGUGUGUGCAAAAGAGCAAGUCCGUUACUCUUUCAUCAUAAGCUUUUUCAAGGAACACAUGUUCCUGAUGUUGUCACAACAUCAGCUGGACCAUCCAAACAUAGCACAACUACAAAUAAAGCUGCUAUGAUUGCCAUACUCAGAGAAACAUGUAAGGAGCUAGAGUCCAGAAAAUUGGCUUUUGAGAAAUUGAUCAGCUCCCUUGAAACAGAUGAAGGAGCUGAGUCUGCAGAUACUGAUGUGGAUGAACAGGGUGCAGAUAAUGAUGAAUCGGACAGCGAAAUUAAGAAAGUAGCCAGUCCUGAUGAUGGCACAGAUGAGGAUGUUGGACUCAGCAGCUCUGAGUCUGAAGACUGA
This is a messenger RNA of Vicia villosa (hairy vetch), 1977 nucleotides long. RefSeq lists its product as uncharacterized. The transcript has a single exon. The record is from RefSeq and is a predicted model, not a curated record. Lineage: Eukaryota; Viridiplantae; Streptophyta; Magnoliopsida; Fabales; Fabaceae. The coding region runs from base 1 to 1977 and encodes 658 amino acids.